AUGCCCGGAUUCCUGCUAGCGUUCAACUUCGACCUUCAUGCCGAGAAGCACCGAGUCAGUCUGUGGGACUGGCCUAAGGGCAUGCUGAUGCGAUGGCUGAGAUUAACUCCAGUCUAUGCCCUGGUCAUGUUCACCGUGAUGACCCUGAUGAGGCACCUGGGUGACGGGCCCCUGUGGCCCCACGUGGUGACCAGCGAGGCCGUCGCCUGCAACCAGUACUGGUGGGCGCACUUGCUGUACAUCAACAAUUACAUCUACGAUGACUCGCAUUGCUUCCCGCAGAGCUGGUACCUGGCAGCAGACACGCAACUCUUCGGUUUGGGCCUGCUCGUCUGCAUCCUAUUCAGGAAGCCGCGUGCGCAGAUUAUCGCGCUGACCGUCAUGCUGAUCGUUUCGCUGGCAAUCCCCGCCGCGCAUCUGUACUACCAGAACUUAGGGGCUGUGGUGCAUCUAUCGCCUGAAACAUACCGCACCCUCUUCCGGUUCAACGACACAUUCCGUAUCAUGUUCGUGGGCGGACACACGAAUAUGUCCACAUACGCACUGGGUAUCGCGGGUGGACUCCUCGCCUACAACUUGCUCAAGAACGAAAAGAGCGUGUCUCAGAAGCUGCAGAAAUACCCCUGGAUCAUGUGGCUGAUGUUCCCCGUCGGCGUUGGCACCAUCUUGUCCGGUGGUAUCUUCUACAUGGACGGCUUCGAACCCUCGACCCUCCUGAAGAUCAUCUAUGGCGCCAUCCACAAGCCCCUGUUCCAGUGUGUAAUCAUCUUUAUGAUCUUUGCCUGCAUCUUUAAGGUUGAAACCGUGUAUCGCAGCAUCCUGGAGUGGCGCGGCUUCACGUGGAUGGGUCGUGUGUCAUACGGCGGCUUCUUGCUGCACUCGUUGUUCCAGCGCGGUCUGGUUGGCUCGCAGAGACUGCCUUCUUACAUGUCCGACUACAACAUUGUACGUACUUCACAGACUAUUGACUACUUCAUGCUAUCCUAGCCG
Cydia splendana is the source of this 990-nucleotide messenger RNA. RefSeq names its product nose resistant to fluoxetine protein 6-like. The coding region runs from base 1 to 987 and encodes 328 amino acids. The transcript is spliced from 6 exons. The record is from RefSeq and is a predicted model, not a curated record. NCBI's taxonomy places the organism in Eukaryota, Metazoa, Arthropoda, Insecta, Lepidoptera, Tortricidae.